Molecule: messenger RNA, 377 nt
Organism: Schizophyllum commune H4-8
Lineage: Eukaryota; Fungi; Basidiomycota; Agaricomycetes; Agaricales; Schizophyllaceae
Exons: 2
Coding region: 110-301 (63 amino acids)
Source: RefSeq, a predicted model, not a curated record
CACCCGCCAGAUUUCAUCGAGCAGCACCCGCCGCAGCGGGUGAAGAACCCGAAGAAGGAUUGAGCGCGGCGGAAGGAGGGAAUGGAACGAGGAAUCAAUAACAUCUAGAAUGUACUGUCAUUGUUGCAAUGCUGAGAGUAUCACCUUGCUUGCAAGUGCAAGGUCUUUCCCGUGUCUUAUUGACCCCAUCAAAAAUGACCCCAUGUGCGUAGCACGUUCCGAAGACAACAUCGGUAAAUGCGCAGACACCUUCGUCCAUAAGUCCUGUACGGCACCACACGACGAGCUCUGCCAACGAUAGCAGGAUUCAGACUCACGCGCGAAGUGCAAGCAAGGUAUGCAUCCGGCGAAGCCGGGGCUUCCUCUAGUCAGUUAUA